ACCAAAUAUGGAAAAUUGCUACUUAUAGUAACUCCCAUCUUUUUAUGCAAUACCCUAAUUCUAGCCUCCUCCUUUCCUAAAGAAAACCCAUUCCUAUAUAUACACAAAAUCUAAAUAUAUAUAUAUAGAUGUACAAAGCCUUACUACUUCUUCCUCUGUUUUAGAUUGUUACAGAGCAGAACAGAUUGAAAGAUGGGGAGAGGGAGGAUUGAGAUUAAGAAGAUUGAGAAUGUGAACAGUCGUCAAGUCACUUUCUCCAAAAGACGUAACGGGUUGAUGAAGAAGGCCAAAGAGCUUUCGAUCCUCUGCGACGCGGAGGUUGCUCUCAUCAUCUUCUCCAGCACCGGCAAGGUUUACGAUUUCUCCAGCGGCUGUAUGGAGCAAACUCUUUCUAGAUAUGGAUGCAAUGCUGAAACGGCUGAUCAUAAACAAAGAGAAGAACAACAGCUUUUACUUUGUUCUUCUUCACAUGAAAAUGGUGCUGUGUUUCAAAAAGAUGAGUCUACGAAGAGCGAGCUUGAGAGACUACAGCUUGCAAUUGAGAGACUGAAGGGUAAGGAGCUUGAGGGUAUGAGUUUCUCGGAUCUUAUUUCUCUUGAAAGCCAGUUGAAUGAUAGUUUGCAUAGUGUCAAGAAUCAAAAGACACAACUCUUGCUUAACCAGGUAGAAAGAUCCAGGUUACAGGAGAAAAGAGCAUUGGAAGAGAACCAACUCUUGCGCAAACAGGUAGAGAUGUUGGGGAGAGGUUCAUCAGGACCAAAAGGGUUGAGUGAAAUACCUCAAUUCUCUAGCCCACAAGCAGAGCACGAGAGCUCUUCAUCAGAUGAUGACGAUAAUGACAAUGAGGACCACCAUUCUGACACUUCCUUGCAGCUGGGGUUGUCAUGGUCGGGGUAUUGUAGAAAGAUAAAGAAGCCUAAGAUCGAAUCUCCCUGCGAUAACUCUGGAAGUCAAGUGGCUUCUGGUUGAUGGAAUGAGUGAUUGUUCUCUCAAGUAUGGUGUUUAGUAAAGAGGUUUUAUUGUGUAUUCUCCUUGUUUCUGGCUGUUCUUUUGGUUUUACCUGGUAUCAAAUUAGAGUUUGCUUUAUGUUUUAGAUGAACCAUUUACCUUGAAUCAAAAAGGGUUUGAUUGAUCAAAUUUCAAAUAACAUUAGUUUUUAGUUCCCAACACGUACAGCACUACACACCGUACAUGACAUAAAUUUACAUUUUCUAAAAUAAAUUUGAGAUUCCGAACACAUCAACAUCUCGAUUUAAAGAUGGACAGUUAAUAAGCAGAACAACAAUUCAAACAAAACACCUUAAUCCAAGUCUUUGCUUCUGGCUUAAGUAAUCACCAAUGAAAUAUAUGAAGAAGCCCAAUCUGAUGUCAUAUGAAGCCUUUUAGCCCGUCUUGCCUUUUCUCAAAGCCCACCCCAAUAUCUCUGGGCUAUAUUAUAUAUGGGUUGUAAUGUGUUUUUAUGUUUGUAGAUUCAAGGCGACGCCAAUUCGGUUCCAUCCAAAAAUAUUUUCUUAAAAUCCAAUUUAUACGGUUCAAAUCUGUUUAAACUGUUCUUAAUCAGUUCAAAUCAGUUUAAA
Molecule: messenger RNA, 1577 nt
Organism: Brassica rapa (field mustard)
Lineage: Eukaryota; Viridiplantae; Streptophyta; Magnoliopsida; Brassicales; Brassicaceae
Product: agamous-like MADS-box protein AGL18
Biological process (GO): positive regulation of transcription by RNA polymerase II
Cellular component (GO): nucleus
Molecular function (GO): RNA polymerase II transcription regulatory region sequence-specific DNA binding; DNA-binding transcription factor activity; protein dimerization activity
Source: RefSeq, a predicted model, not a curated record